Messenger RNA from Hippocampus comes (tiger tail seahorse), 1393 nucleotides. Its product is annotated as cerebellin-1. The transcript is spliced from 4 exons. Bases 307 to 906 code for a protein of 199 amino acids. Lineage: Eukaryota; Metazoa; Chordata; Actinopteri; Syngnathiformes; Syngnathidae. Gene Ontology annotation, molecular function: protein binding. The record is from RefSeq and is a predicted model, not a curated record. Gene Ontology annotation, cellular component: synaptic cleft; glutamatergic synapse. Gene Ontology annotation, biological process: maintenance of synapse structure.
CAUGGAGGGGAGGGACAGCGGAGAAGAGGAAAUUUGGCCGGGAAUGAGCAAUAAGAAAUAGCAGAGGCAAAGCUGGAGUGGACAAGUUGUCUGUGUGCACAUACAAAAGGCGUGUGAGCCUUUCGCCACCCAAGAGAGGAUCGCUCACCACUCGUGUGCCCAAAAAAGGGCUUCCCGUCUGCUGCUAGGAGAGCUCCACCCAGACUUGGGAGAGCUGUUCCUCGAAGAGCCUCAUCAUGUCCCGUGACCCCGUAGCGGAGCCCCAUCAUCACCUGUGAAGAUCGCGCCAAUUUACAAAUCCUUAGAAUGAUGCGGUUUCAGCCUCCUUGGCCCUUCUUUGCCGGAUUGCUUCUGGUCACCUGCUGGGUGCCACCGGGGGUCCGCUGCCAGAAUGACACGGAGCCAAUCGUGUUGGAGGGCAAAUGUCUGGUGGUGUGCGACUCCACCCCCUCCGCCGAGCCAUCGGGAAACGCCCUGGGCAUGUCGGUGAGGUCGGGGACGGGCAGGGUGGCGUUCUCCGCCAUCCGCAAUACCAACCAUGAACCCUCGGAGAUGAGCAACCACACGAUGACCAUCUACUUCGACCAGAUUUUGGUGAAUGUCGGUAGCCAUUUUGAUCCCGCCAGGAGUCUCUUUGUGGCUCCAAGAAAGGGAGUCUACAGUUUCAGCUUUCAUGUGGUCAAAGUUUACAACAGGCAGACAAUACAGGUGAGUUUGGUUGUCAACGGGUGGCCAGUGAUCUCAGCCUUCGCCGGCGACCAGGAUGUGACCAGGGAAGCUGCCACUAAUGCUGGCCUGGUGAUGAUGGAAAGGGGGGACAAGGCGUAUCUCAAACUCGAGAGGGGCAACCUGAUGGGAGGGUGGAAGUAUUCCACUUUCUCCGGAUUUCUGGUCUUCCCCUUGUAGGACUGUGGCGAGGUGAAGGUUUGUGGAGAGAUCAAGUCUUUGUCAUCGCUAAGAAUCAUGUUCACCAAGGAAAGACUUUAAUGAUAGUCGGCUGUUUCACAUGGCCCAACAUCAUCCUGACUUUUCCUUUUCCUCUGCACUUUUAUGGCUAACCCAAGAUUGUAGCCCUAAUGUCUUGGCUUGCUCGCAACACGAGGCUUGGUAUUUUCUCAAAUGCAUGAAACUAUUUGUCUGUGUUUUUUUUUUCUUUCUUUCGUUUGAGUUUGCUCGCUUUCUGAUCAAUCUGUCUUCACUUUGUCAUGUAGCUCAAGCUACUAGUGAAAAUUUCUGUUGAGCUAGCUUGCUGGAGCUAGCUAGCUGUUGUAUAUAUAUGAAUGUCUUGCCAUCUCUCUCACUUUCAAUAUACUGUACUGUAUCACACAGUGAAUGUUUUUGUUGUCCUGCAGAUUGUUGAAUUAGGCAGAUAAAUUUUAGCUGGUAAAAAGCA